AACUGCGUCGAACGGAAUAGUUGAUUGUGAUGACGAGAAUAUUGGCGGCACGUAUGUGUUUUGUCUGACUGGUGUUUGUGUGAUGCAAAAGUCCUAAACACUUUGCGCGCGCGCAAAAGAGAAAGAAAGAGAGAAAAGAUCCGCGUGAUGCCUCGCGACGAUGGUUUGAUGGUUCUGUGACACGGCGAGUUCUUCAGCGAGUCGACGACCACGAGCGCCCAUCAUGGCGGCCGCGGAACAUCAGACGAACGAUAGCAAAGAAAACUUUCCAUAUUUCACAGACUUUCCCGAACGGAUACGAUGCGGGUGGUUCAGAUCCAACGAUCCGGACACGGUUCUCACGUGCGAACCGCUGCCCAACGUAGAUGUCUAUUUGUAUGGUAGUGCUAAUUGCAGGAUCGUUGGUAAGAAAGGCAACUACGAGUGGACUUUUUUGAUCUUUACGAAAGGUGGUCAAGAAUUACAGAAUGUGGCCUUGAUAUCCGACGAUCAUCGAGCCAAUUUCUUCCUGAAGUCAGUGCAAAAGAAGGAUGGUGUAAAAAUUGGAGUGACGAAUGGGCAGGAGUGGUGGCAUGGUCCCUACCUGGGUGAUUCUCAAGAAGAUAAGAGACAAUAUCUGGUGAUUGUUGGUUUCACUGCAAAAAAACACAGCACAUAUCGGCAAGACCUAGUCUUUGGCUUCCUGAGUGCGCCAGUAUACCUCCAGAGAAUCUGUGCGGACUACUUGCUUAUCAAAGACUACGAACGGAUACAAAGAGCAACAAAUUAUCAGCAGUCGCAAAUAUCGUUGAGAUGGAAGAACCCCUACGAAUUCUAUUCACCCUUCAUGCCGCACGCCAAUCCACGAGAGACCAAACUAUCGCGGAUCUACCCAUGUCCAGACAGACAGAACUUUGUCCUCACUCAGAAUACGUUGUCAGACAAUCGGUUAACGCCAAAGAACUACCGGGGUCGCAUGCACGAGUUGAUCACCCUCGAAGAGGUCGCACGACACGAGCAGAUUUCAAGAUACAACCAGCUCUCAUGGUUACGUCUCAUGUCGCAUUACGUACUGUUCAACAGCGAUGCCUCCACCAUCGUUAAAUACACGCCGCCGGGUGAGCUCUUCGCUCAGAUCCCACUCAGUCGGGACAUCUUGGAGGAUACGCAGAGUGGCAGACUCCUACAGCGCAGUUGUAAUAGCGUUCUACUCAAAUUAUGGGGCAAGGAAACAAAGUUUAACGUCUUCGAAGCUCACAUCGAAGAUAAAAACUCGCACUCCAUACAUGUGAGACUAAGCAAAGAAUGUGUGGCUUGUUGGGACUUGAAGGAGCACAACGAACUCGAGGUCGAAGUACAAUUCGUGUUGAAUCGUUUGAACUUCUGUGAAUGGCACUUGGCAGUAGAUAGUCUCGGGGAUAUGAACCUGGUGUUUCUAAUGGAUGAACAGCACAAGACUGACAAAGAGAUUGUCUAUGACUUUCUACAGGUUGACUCCGGUAAUCUUAGUAUCCUCUCUAAUCUAUUAUUGGACUCGCCGCUCAAUCAUGAACAGAAACAAGCAGUCACUGUAAUAACAUUGUCGAUUAAGACUUCACCACCAGUCCUUUUGUUGGGACCAUUCGGCACGGGAAAGACAUUCACCAUAGCGCACAUGCUGCGUAUGCUUGUACAAAAUACGAACAACCGAAUACUUUUGUGUACGCAUAGCAACAGCGCCGCCGAUCUUUACAUUAAGGAAUUCUUCCAUAUUUGGUACAAUAAGGAUAAAGACAUAAGACUUAAGCCCGUUAGGAUAUAUUACAAACUGCGUUCUUUGAAUACGGUACAUCCGACGGUGCAGAAGUACUGCUUAAUGGAUGAACACGGUCGUUUCCGCGAUCCAGUUGCAGCAGAUCUUCAAAAGUGUGGUCUAAUAGUUACAACAUUGGCAACAUCCAGCUGCCUGAUGAGCCUUAAAUUGUCGCCAACUCACAUAGUUAUCGACGAAGCGGCUCAGGCUAUGGAAUGCGAGGCAUUGAUAGCUCUGACUUUGGCGAACCGAGAAACUCGCUUGCUUCUGGCAGGUGAUCAAAUGCAACUCGCACCAGAAAUCUACAGCAUACUAGCGAACGAGCGAGGAUUGGGCAUUAGUCUUCUGGAGAGAAUGUACGCGUACUAUCCGCCGGAACAUCCAUGUCGGAUACAUUUAUGUCAGAAUUAUCGCGCACACGCGGAUAUAAUCAAGUACACAUCUGAAACGUUUUAUGACGGGAUGGUUAAACCUGCUAACAUGAAACUAUUGAAGCACCCAGUCCUUAAACCAUUGAUAUUUUAUGCUGUUAACGGCGCGGAAGAACAGGCUAGAUGUUCUACGGGAUAUCACCAUGCCACGGAAGCAGAAGAACUAGCGAAUCGUGUACUGGAAUUGAGAAGAGCAUGGCCGACGCAACAAUGGGGUCCAUAUAACGACGGCUCUAUUGGAGUCUUGUCGUAUUAUCCUGAACAAGUACAACGAUUGCGAAUCGAAUUGCGCAAGCGUUUACUUUUCGACGUGUCUGUCGAGAGGGUGUUAAACGUCCAAGGCAAACAAUUCACCGCAGUUUUUAUCAGUACAGUCCGGACAAGGAUAUCUGACAGAUCGUCCGCCGAGGUAAAAAUCAAGGACUACGGCUUUUUAACUGAUCCACGCUUAUUAAACACUGCGUUGACCAGAGCGAAAUGUUUUGUAGCAGUGGUAGGCGAUCCAGUCGCUUUGCUUACUAUAGGUUGCUGCAAAGAUCUUUGGAAAAAAUAUCUAGAAAUGGCCGAUUUGUAUGGGAUGGAUCGAAAAGAAUUGCAGUCGCAUCUGAAUCAAGUUUCGAAAAUCCAAAUAUCGCCUUUGAAUCCGCAUGCAAGGGAAUUUUUCCCCAGAGCACCGCCCUUGUGCUUCGUGCAGUAUAUUCAAGUACCGGUUUGGUAUCCAUUAAUUUACCCUCCACAACAGCCAAUGUGAUGAAGCAUAAUGCAAA
Messenger RNA from Trachymyrmex septentrionalis, 2969 nucleotides. It is a transcript of the gene Helz, whose product is annotated as probable helicase with zinc finger domain. The coding region runs from base 224 to 2953 and encodes 909 amino acids. The record is from RefSeq and is a predicted model, not a curated record. Gene Ontology annotation, cellular component: P granule; cytosol. The transcript has 6 exons. Lineage: Eukaryota; Metazoa; Arthropoda; Insecta; Hymenoptera; Formicidae. Gene Ontology annotation, molecular function: helicase activity. Gene Ontology annotation, biological process: regulatory ncRNA-mediated post-transcriptional gene silencing.